AUGACUCUCAGUCAUAGAUGGGGGGCUGAAACCUUCAAGCUGCAGCAGAGUACCCAAGGAAACAUGCUUCGUGGUCUGCCUGUCUCGGUUCUGCCCGGGACUUAUCAGGAUGCCGUCCGUGUAGCCAGACGUUUCAAUGUCCGAUAUCUCUGGAUUGACUCUAUAUGCAUCUUCCAGGACGAACGACUUGAUAUCCAGAACGAGGCGAGCAUGAUGGCUGAAGUCUUUGGCAAUGCCACUUGCAACAUUUCAGCCUUGUCCGGUAGACAUGAUAGCCUUUUCUGCACUCGAGUCCCUGAUGUGGUCAACAGCGACUGUGUCCUCUUAGAAGCACAAGCCUGCAAUCUGCGUCAGUCAUACCUUCUAAACGACCUGCAGUUGUGGCGAGGAGAACUCCUUCACAUGCCUCUUACCACACGAGGAUGGGUCCUUCAAGAGGAACUACUAGCACCUCGCACCAUUUACUUUGGGAACAGACAAGUGCUGUGGGAUUGUGCAGGGUUUCGUGCUUGCGAAACAUAUCCUGUAAUGCAGCAAAAGAGGCCUCUCCACGUCCCUCCAGAGUUCAACGACAAAACAAACUUCCUUCACGAUGAAGAAAUCGGACCGAUUGCCUCGGUGCUGCGAGUUGCAAAAGCGUCGGUACAAACACCCUACAGCGAAUCUGACGUCCAUGAACGGCAGCAAAUGCUGUUCGAUGUGUGGACGCGACUCGUGGCGCACUAUUCCCUCCGCGAGUUGACGUUCCCUACAGACAAGCUCCUCGCCAUAGCAGGUGUGUCCAAGCUUUUUGGGACGGUCAUGCAAGACCAGUCCGUGGCCGGGCUCUGGCGUCGCCAUCUCAUGGACAGUCUACUCUGGUACGUACGCGCCAACACCAGCACAUCCCGUCCGCUUGAGUACCGCGCUCCAUCAUGGUCGUGGGCUUCUAAUGAUGGCUAUGUCCUCCAUGCCGAACCUUUUAGCAUGCCCUGGACAGUGGCUCGGGCGCUGAAUGCAGAAUGCGAGACAGAGGGAGGGGGCGAAUACGGCGUGGUCGUCUCGGCACGGCUCCGACUGCAAGCGGCGCUCUUGUGCAUGUCAAUUGACCACGAUGGCAACUGGACUGCUAGCAAUGGUCGCUUCUCCGAAAAGCUCAGUAUACGCAAAAUGCCGCGGCUGAUUGUACGACUUGACACCACGGAGGACUUGUCCCGCCUGACGGGGAUGCUGGGUGCCAUUAUCCGGACUACGGCAUACCGGCUGACUGACACUGCAUCUGGUUCCGGUGAUACGACUGUCAAUGGUAAGAUCCUUCUUGCGGCCCACGGUAUCAUUCUUGCACCAGUCAAGGCCGCGGUUCGGGAUAUUGCAGAUGAUUGCAUAUCUCAGUCAAACAUGACCUUGGCAGCGGCCACAGAGUUUAGGCGCGUCGGGUAUUUCGCUCUCGAGGAUCGCAGAAGCGGUAGUCUCACUCCGAAAUGGGUGCCGGAAGGGUGCAGGAUCUUUCAUGGACCCCUGGGUCAAGGGGUCGAUGGUCAAGGAAGGCGAUUGAAAGAGUUUGACUUCGAUGGGCAAAGUCAGUGGUUGAAGGUCGUGGAUAUUGUUUGA
This is a messenger RNA of Capronia coronata CBS 617.96, 1590 nucleotides long. RefSeq lists its product as uncharacterized. Lineage: Eukaryota; Fungi; Ascomycota; Eurotiomycetes; Chaetothyriales; Herpotrichiellaceae. The record is from RefSeq and is a predicted model, not a curated record. The transcript is spliced from 2 exons. The coding region runs from base 1 to 1590 and encodes 529 amino acids.